Molecule: messenger RNA, 407 nt
Organism: Dermacentor andersoni
Lineage: Eukaryota; Metazoa; Arthropoda; Arachnida; Ixodida; Ixodidae
Source: RefSeq, a predicted model, not a curated record
CCUCGCCGGCUUGAUAUGGCCCAUAAAAGACGCCGCGCGCUGUUCAAAAGAGUACCGGCAGCAAGGAGCCAACGGAGCCAACGGCAAAGGAAGAUCCGGGAGACAUCCAACAGCAAGGAGAACCAUGGACCGUGCCUGCAAGUGUGGAGACCCCAAGUGCGUUUGCACCACGCAGUGCAAGUGCGCGUCGGGAGGAUGCCCUUGCGACAAGUGCAAGAAGUAGGACACGGCGGCAACAGGUUGCAAAACUGUGGGCACCUAUUGCGCAUCAACAUAUAUGGGUGGCCGUCCGAUCCGAAGAAAUUGGCACGACACAAAGACGAGUCGAUUUGCGCGGAUCUGUGGAUCGGCAUAUGCGCGUAGAAGAAUCGGAUGAAAUGACCAGCAAUAAAUUAUUAUAAAGAAGC